AUGCUGUAGACGAACUUUAACUUUAUGUACAUGCAAUGUACAGAAAACUUCAAUUUACAGCUAAUAUUUAUUCAAUGUACAAUGAACAUAAAUGUUUACUUUCCUGUACUGUAUACAUUGCGAAUGCGAAUAAAAACCAUUUGUCAAGUUUAGUGUACAGCAUAUUUAAUUUUACUGUACAGUGCACAGUGUAAAGGUGACUUUAUCUGUCCAAGUUUUUCUUUUCAAGAAUGAGAAGUAAAGGAACUGCGAGACGGGUUGAAAGUGGUUCAGGCGAAGAUAGUAGAUCGGGUUCUGAGUGUAGCGGAGAACAAGAUGGAAUAUCUAUCUGGAGAAACCUAGACGAGGGCGGAGUAGCUGCUCAUUUGGUCACACCUCCGCCUCAGCUCCAGCUGAGAAAAGGCGGAGUAUGGACUAGAGCUCCAGUAGCUGCUGGAGUCAGAUUUGGUCCGUUCCUUGGAAAAUGGGUUCUGGAACCGGGAAACGAAGAUUAUGCCUGGGAGGUUCUGGUUCCCAGUGCUGGUAUCCGAGGGUUCCUGGAUGCUUCAGAGUUCGGAACCUGGCUCAAGUUUGUCCGGAGACAGAAAGAGAAACAGAAUCUGAAACAUGUUCUCCUGGCAGGACAAAUCUUUUACGAGACUUUGAGAGAUAUUCGUCCGGACGAAGAGCUUUGUCUAGGAGAUAGGGAUCCGAUCCAGUUGGAUGGAGGGGUGGACGAAGGACGACACGAGGAGAGGAUCGAGGACAGGGAGGAGGACGAGGCCCUGGAGGUCGAGGAGAACGGAAUCAAGUGUCUGGUUUGUGACAAAGUUUUCCCGGAUGUUUACAUAUUGGAUAAGCAUAUGGUCGAUAACCAUAGAUACGAACCUGAUAAAUACAAGUGUGAGCACUGCAGUAAAGGGUUCGCAUGGAGACCAAACCUUCUCCGACACAAGAUGAUACACGGAGAGUUUAGAAGAUUUCCAUGUGAAAACUGUGAUAAAGUCUUCACAGAUCCUAGCAAUCUGCAAAGACACAUUAGAACCACUCACGUCGGGGCCAGAUGCCAUGCUUGUCCUGAGUGUGGAAAAACGUUUGCAACAUCCAGUGGUUUGAAACAGCAUACUCACAUUCACAGUUCGGUCAAACCAUUCAGAUGCGAGGUCUGCUUCAAGAGUUACACACAGUUCUCAAACCUAUGCCGACAUAAGCGAAUGCAUGCAAACUGCAGAAUGCAGAUCAAAUGCCAUAAAUGCGGACAGGCAUUCAGCACCGUUACAUCCCUGUCUAAACACAGAAGAUUCUGUGAUUCAACUCCGUCUCCGUUUCUCCACGGUCCUCCUAAACAUCCCCUAGAUCUACCUGGACAAGAACACAUGGGAAACGGUAACGGACACUUCAGUCAUUUACCUGGAAGCAUGAACAAGUUUGGACCCGGAGCAUCCUUCCUACAACCUCCCUUUUCUAGUCAUCUACAGAACCUGUUCGGUCCUAACGGGAAUACAGGGUUUCCUUUCCUGCAGAACCCCCACAUGAUGUUCCCGACCAUGCUGCAGCGAAUGGCUAUGAACCAUUUGAAUGGUAAACCAAUCCUGUCUCCUAACACAGUUUCUAGCCCUGAACCCGUGGAGAACCCAACCAUGGUGGACAACAAGUCCUCAAUCAUCACCAGCACACACAACAAACUUUUCCAGGAGAGAAAACUGGAGAAUAUUAAAUCUAAUAUCUCAGAUUUCCGGAGUAUAGAGGAGUUCAGACAACGACUUCUUAAUGGAAAUUUUAGAAAGAAUUGUGACAGCGAGGAGGGUUCAGGUGUUAACAAUGAGAUAGAAAACAGUUUAGAAAAAGUGCAAAUAAAGAAAGAAGUUGAGGACAAUACCAACCUGCAAGAAAGAAUCCAGGGAUUUGACGUUAAUAGGAACAAGUCUGACAGAGAGCCGGAGAAGCUGGUAAAACCCAAAGAAAAACCUCUAGAUUUGAGCACACCAAGAAAGGACGAAGUUCCGGAGAAUGGUCUUCAAUCCGAUACAGAAAUAGAGGGAUCAUUUCAAGAGAACAGUAGAAAAGAAGAGGGAAAAUUGUUCACAAAAGAAUGUAUUGAAAGAGCAGAAUCCCCCCGAGACCAGGGAUCUGAACCAAGAGAACUAGAAGAGCCUCGGGGAUUUAAACCUGUGGGGUCAGGAAAGUCUUUUGUUCCCGUAACUCAAGUUUCCCUUUUCCCGAAAUCCUCUGAACAGAAUUUACCCUGCUCCCAACCCUAUCCACUCCCAUCCCUUCCUCCCCAGGAUUCAACUCUACCCUUCCCUCGACCAGUCAACCCUUUCCUACUGGGAGCAAUGUAUAGAAUGCAGCAACCUCCUUAUUCAUCCUUCCAUCAUUCACUCUCCUCCAACCUUCCUCCGAUAGCACCACGCCCUAUGCCCUUUCCUUCUCCCUUCAUGUCUCCCCUCCAUUCUUCUCCUUUUCUACAAAACUCCAUUCCCUUGCUGGGAAGGUUGGGAUGCUAUCAGGAUAUCCUCUCCGGGUCCCAUAAUAAGUCCAAGGAUAGAUAUGCUUGCAAGUUUUGCGGGAAAGUUUUCCCUAGAUCUGCAAACCUUACCAGACAUUUACGAACACAUACAGGAGAGCAACCCUAUAAAUGCAAAUACUGUGAGAGAUCCUUCUCCAUAUCUUCAAACCUACAGAGACACGUUAGGAACAUACACAACAAAGAGAAACCCUUCAAAUGCCCUCUUUGUGACCGAUGUUUUGGACAACAAACAAACCUUGAUCGACAUCUCAAGAAACAUGAAAUGUUCUCCGAUCCAUCGGAAAUCGUUGAUAGCCCUGAGAGUGUGAGAACUGAGGACGAGAUCGGAUACUUUGAUGAAAUCCGUAGUUUCAUGGGUAAAGUAGUGGAUAAGAACAGUUCUCUGGACGUAUCUGAGAACGAGGUUGAUGUUGAAGAUGAUGAUGAGGAUGAUGACAUAAUCACAGACAUGGACUAGUCUUACAUAUCAAACUUUAGUGCAAAUAUCUAUAUAUUAUUUAUAACUGUUAUAUCCUAAGUUGAAUUAAAUUAUAAAGUUUCCAGGGGAAACUACUACAAAUGUCCCCCCUCCCCCCCUCCCUUCCUAAUUAUAACCACACUUGCAAAUUCGGCACUGUAAGCACUCUGCACACAUUCUUUUCCAACUUGUUUAUAAUAUAUUGUCUAGAUAACUUAAUACAAGAUAUACAUCUUCCUUUGCUCCAUACUAAACAUUCUUGCUGUUCUAUCUAGUUUGCUUAUUCAAUGUUUUCAAUUAUGAAUUAUUACGAAAAUAAAUGAUACAAAUACAA
Messenger RNA from Eurytemora carolleeae, 3300 nucleotides. Its product is annotated as PR domain zinc finger protein 16. The transcript has 4 exons. Bases 231 to 2966 code for a protein of 911 amino acids. Lineage: Eukaryota; Metazoa; Arthropoda; Copepoda; Calanoida; Temoridae. Gene Ontology annotation, cellular component: nucleus. The record is from RefSeq and is a predicted model, not a curated record.